AUGGCCGAGCACAUGUCUAAGAUGGCCAUGGUGCCCUCGGCCUCCCCCCUGGACUCCCCCCGCAGCAGCCACACCGACGACAGCCCACGAGGUAAGAGUCCUGCUCCAGGUAAAAUCCUGACCUCCGGCCUGCUGUGCAAAGUGUGUGCGGACACCAGCAGUGGCAAACACUACGGCAUCUACGCCUGUAACGGCUGCAGUGGCUUCUUCAAGCGCAGCGUCAGGAGGAAGCUCAUCUACAGGUGCCAGGCGGGCACGGGCAUGUGCCCCGUGGACAAGGCCCACCGCAACCAGUGCCAGGCCUGCCGCCUGAAGAAGUGCCUGCAGGCCGGCAUGAACAAGGAUGCUGUGCAGAACGAGCGCCAGCCGCGCAGCACGGCGCAGGUACGCCUGGACUCCCUGGACAUGGACACAGGGAAGGAGCACCUGGCGACCACGCGCGAGCCCAGCUCCACCUGCUCCGUCAUCAGCAGCGCCCACCUGCCCUCCUCCGCCAUCAGCACCACCAGCGGUGGACCCAACCAUACUCACAGCAGCAACCACGGCCAUACUCACAACCACAACCACAGCCUCAGCCUCAGCCACAGCCACAGCCAGCGGCCCUGCUCCAGCCCCCCCAACUCACAUCGCUUCAUGGCCAGCCUCAUGACCGCCGAGACCUGCGCCAAGCUGGAGCCUGAGGACGUGGAUGAAAACAUUGACGUAACGAGCAACGAGCCAGAGAGGAACUCGCCGGACUACGGCACCUCCCUGUACCCCUCCAGCAGCCCCGAGAGCAUCUACGAGACCUCCGCACGCCUACUCUUCAUGUCUGUCAAGUGGGCCAAGAACCUGCCUGUCUUCUCACACCUGCCCUUCAGGGACCAGGUGAUCCUGCUGGAGGAGGCGUGGAGUGAGCUCUUCCUGCUGUGUGCCAUCCAGUGGUCUCUGCCGCUGGACGCGUGCCCGCUGCUCUCACUGCCCGAGCUGUCUCCCGGAGGCGGGCACGGGCAGGGGGGCAAGGCCAGCCCCAGCACCAACUCAGACCUGCGCGUGCUGCAGGAGGUCUUCAACCGCUUCAAGAGCUUGCAGGUGGACCCCACAGAGUUCGCCUGCCUCAAGGCCAUCGUCCUCUUUAAGCCAGAGAGUCGAGGGCUGAAGGACCCCGAUCAGGUGGAAGGUCUUCAGGACCAGGCCCAGGUCAUGCUGGGGCAGCACAUCCACACCCUCUACGCCAGCCAGGCCGCCAGAUUUGGAAGGCUUCUCCUGCUUCUGCCUGCCCUGCACUUUGUGACCUCAGAACAGAUCGAGAUGCUCUUCUUCCAUCGCACCAUCGGGAACACGCCCAUGGAAAAACUCCUCUGCGACAUGUUCAAGAACUGAGGAGGAGAAGGAGAAGGAGAAGGAGGAGGAGGAGAAGGAGAAGGAGGAGGAGGACGACGACAACGACACAAAACCACAGAAAAAAUAGACAUGUGAUGCUCGUCUUUCUGAAUGCGUGACUGAUUGACUGAUUACACAAAAGCUGCUCUUUUAAUUUCUCUGUACAUAGUACAAUAUGUUUCUCUGUACAUAGUACAAUAAAGUACUAUAAAAUGUAUAUAAAACAUACAUCUCAAUGUAUGUGUGUGUAAAUACAGUGACAUGUGAAUGCUUGAUUUGUUAAUUUAGCGGAAUAUUUUUAUCCUUUACUGUCUAAAUAAAGUGAGGAACAGCAAUGUUGAACAAAGCAUUUUGCUUGCUAUAAAUGCGAACAUAGAGACUCGUUAUUGAACAGUAUCUGUGUAAUAAAUAUGUUUUUAUAGAAGAUAAUAUGCUACUUUUGAUGCAUUUACCUUUGAAUGGCCUGUUAUAUAAGAUGACUUUAAAAGAAAUCAAUAUUCUUAAAAACCUGUUACUUCUUGCUCUUGAAGACAAACAAAUCUGCAAAGCAGCAUGCU
Molecule: messenger RNA, 1919 nt
Organism: Engraulis encrasicolus (European anchovy)
Lineage: Eukaryota; Metazoa; Chordata; Actinopteri; Clupeiformes; Engraulidae
Gene: nr2e3
Product: nuclear receptor subfamily 2, group E, member 3
Exons: 8
Coding region: 1-1362 (453 amino acids)
Biological process (GO): positive regulation of transcription by RNA polymerase II; anatomical structure development; cell differentiation
Molecular function (GO): nuclear receptor activity; zinc ion binding; RNA polymerase II cis-regulatory region sequence-specific DNA binding
Source: RefSeq, a predicted model, not a curated record